Molecule: messenger RNA, 881 nt
Organism: Anoplopoma fimbria (sablefish)
Lineage: Eukaryota; Metazoa; Chordata; Actinopteri; Perciformes; Anoplopomatidae
Gene: tmem72
Product: transmembrane protein 72
Exons: 5
Coding region: 1-795 (264 amino acids)
Source: RefSeq, a predicted model, not a curated record
AUGGGGAAUUUGGAGAGGGUCGGGUGGAUUAUAGUGGAGUGUGCCUGCAGGAUCCUUGGUGUUUCUACGGCAACAGUGUUGUGUGCUGUGGGAGUGGAGACCCUGAAACAAGGAGAAUUCAGUAGCCUCGGCAUCUACCUAGUAGUGUCAUCUGUUGGCAUCAUGAUGUUUGAGCUGGCCUAUUUCCUGGACACAAUUCUGUUCAUGUGUCUGCCCUGUCCUCCAGACUGGCAGCUGUUUGUGUUGUGGGGGAAGAUGGCUCGCAUUGGAGGCUUCCAUAAAUUCCUCUAUUACUCCAUAAUGUCAGUGGUCUGCUUCUUGCACCCUGUGUUGGUGUGGCAUGCAAUCAUCCCAGGGACAAUGCUUCUGUUGACAGCCUUUUUCAACUUCAUACUAAGCAAGAAAACAAAGAACAAAUCUCCCAAAAGACCACAAGAGAGCCACAGCGACCAAGGCCCAACCACUGUCUGUAUGGCAGAAGGGGCCGCCUCAAACGGCACGGUCUCAUUCCUCCACGUGGUGACAGGAAGGAGAGGGGGAGGACUGGCUCUCGCAACCAGAGACCGCUGCCUUGGUCCAGCAGAGAGAGGAGAGAGCGUCCAGGCCAUGCUGGAGCUGGAGCAGACAACAGCACCUAAAGGCACAGACAGGGAGAGGAGGAGGUGGAAAGAGAGGAGACUAAUCUGCUUGAGAGGUAGGGAGGAGCCUGCCGAGAGAGAGAUGGAGGAGAUGGACAGUUACUGUGAGCAAGAGCCAGACACCACCUCAGACACUGCGCCUAUGAUUACUGACUGAACGUCCCUCUGUGCUCAGACUGAGCUCCUUACUGAUAUCACACAAAGGAAAGCAUGUCUAAUGUAUUCAUACUGACUGAGUGCAAC